AUGCCUGGGAGCAUGAGAGGAAGGGGAUCAGCUGAUGCUCCGCUCAGUGCCAACUCUGUUGGUUUCUCCUCUCCCUUGAACAUCAAUUCUCCUCAAGUUUUCUCAGUGUACAACCCUCAGUCUCGGCCGGUCAAGUCGAUGAUGAAGGAUAACCGCAUGCCAUUAGGCAGACAAGCUGUCAGACAGCAGCAGCAGCUUCGUCGCUCGGAGAUGUCAGCGCCUUCACCUCGCCGAGAUCCUGAAACCCAAGGCCUUGCAGGCAAAGCAAGCUUUGAGCAAGUAAUCAGCUUUCUCCGUGAGUUCGGCGAGAGAAGCUCAUGGGAGAAAGUUCUAUCGCGUCAGGACACGUCCGGUGAGAAGCAGCUCGAUCAGCGUCAGUUCGAAGAAGCCUUGAGGGAGUCUGGAUUCGUUUCAUUCAUGCGCAUGAGCCCAAUAUCGGUGUGGGAUCGAGCUGUUGGCAAGUCCUUCCGAACGAGCGGCGUUGCUGAGCUUGCGACCACGCUGUCUAUCGUGUGUGCAGAAGAACGCAUCCGUCUCCUCUCCUCUGAGUGCUCCUUUGUUGAUAAGAUCUGCGCGAAGAUGGAAGGCAUGACGUGGCAAGGCGAGGCAUCGGUCGAGGGCGAUAGUGAGGACAGUCUGGAGAGCGAGCGAUGCAGUGAGGCAUCCAAGGAGGUUGCAAGCGGCGAUUGCGAAGGUGCUGGGAGUCAGGAAGACGAACACGUUGUGCAAGAGGAGGCAGGUUUGUUGCGAGAGGCCCCGGGCGAUGCUGAGCAGGCUGCUGCUCCAUCCCUCCGGCUCUCAGGGCAGGAUCAGGGAGGCGAUAGAGGGCAGGAAUGUUCAGCCGAGCAAUCAAGAGAAGGUCAUCAAUCCUGCCAGCAGCUGCAGCAGGAGGAAGACGAUGCAGCAUGCGGUGAGCACGACGAUAUGAUGUGGGAAGAGGGGACACAGGAGGGAACGGCUCCUUCUCCUCGGGCCGCUGCAGUUCCUAUGCAGCACCCAAGAGCUGACGAGCAUCAGGAUAGGAAGGAAGCAGGCAGAGAGCAGACGACUUCUACCGACGAAAAUUCUCCCGCGCCUGCUCUGCUACCUCAACUUGUUCACCGCCCGAUCCACUCAGUUCACCGCAAACAGUGGGAGUUCUCUCAGAAGGAAUUCAAGGCAGCAAACGUCCCUCUCGAUCGCCAGCGCAUUCUUCAAAGGCUCGUCAAAGCUGCUGCCACCAGCCGCCAGGACAAUUUGAGCGAUGGCGGCAGCCAAGGAGAUGGGGCCGAGGGAGGACAUGAUGGACCUGAGACGCUAUCCUGCAGGCUGGUGCGCUUCCCGCUGAGUGAGGAGGGGGAGAUGCCUGGCGGGUGCGGCAUCAUGAGAUACAUCUUGUCGUCAGAGGAGAAUGCUGACAAGCUGGAGACGAGCUUGGGGUCGUCAGAUGGGGAGGAUAAGCUCGACGACGUCGAUGCUCCCUCCGCUGGAGGGGGUGCAUCGGAAGGGAACCAGGGAUCUGAACUUGAGACCUUGCCGCCUGACGGAGGUUCUAGUGUUGUGCAUCCUUCAGUUCCGGAGGACCGCUCUUGUGCGGUGGCAACGAUCAUUCUUGAGCUCGAUGGAGUGCUGCAAAACAUCCCGCUCGUCCACUACCUCUCUCGAGAUGACCCAGAGGAUGUCUUUCCUCCAGCAGCUGCAGGCGAUGAGAGCGGAGGAUUCCAUCCCCACACCCUCCCUACCGUCUCAUCCUCAGCCUGCUUGCCUGACGUCUCGCUCCCCCCGAAGGUGGAUCAAGGGAAGGAUUAUCAGCAGUGGUCAGGAGAUGAAGUGAAGAAUCGACCGGGGGCAAGGGGAGGAGGAGAACAGGAGGAUACAGACGCUUGUUGGAAGUCCCUGGACAUGGAGGAAGAGGAGCUGAUGUUGAACCAUCCUCUUCCUGCUCCUCGUCCAGUCGCUCCAGCUUCUCUCUCAUAUGCUGAAGACUUCAGCGUGAGAUCUUUGAUCGACCUGAAGAGGGAGACAUUGUUGAAAGUUGCUCCGGUAGCAACAACGCUCGAUACUCCUUCGCAUGAUGCUCAUACUGCCCGAAUACAUUUAGAAGAUGAGGAGAAGACAGAGAAUGAGGAGGAGCAGGAGCAGGAGCUUCAGCAAGAGCAGGAAGGAGGGCGCUUCCUGGAAUGCAAAUACAAGGAGGACCUGCACGAGGUGCUUCUUGACGCAUGGAUUGCUGAAUCCGCUCCUUUCUGGCUGGCAGGAAGAGGUUGCGGCGAGAAAAAGAAGCCUCGCAUUCGAGAUGGCGAGGCGCAGCUGAAGGUAGGAGGAGGAGGAAGGAGGAGGAGGAGACGAGAGUGGGAGGUGGUGGGGAUGGAGUGUUCGAGUGUGAACGUUAGCGCAGAGCUAGAGGAAGCGAGGAGGACGAAGGGAGCAGUCAGGAAGAGCAGCACGGAGACAAAGAGCUCCAAGGUUCGAUCCGCCAAGACGAAGGAGAAGGAGACUAGCGACGCGGAGAAAUCUUCUGAGUUCAGAAUCCUCUUGCUCGAGGUGAUGGAGGGCCUGGUGGAGUUCAUAAGAGAUGGGUGUGGUGGGGAUGAUGAUGACGAUGAUGAUGACGAGGAGGAGGAGGAGAAGGUGGGAUGGGAAGGCACGAGGGAGAGCCUGGUGAACAAACUUUCCUUGGCUCAUGCCAUGAGCUCGUUCCGCCUCCAUGCAGAGAUGGUCAAGUGCUACCAGAGGUUGACCUCGCCCCUGUCAACGACGAGGAGGAAAAAUCUGCUCAGGAUGGGGCUGAUGGGGAUGAAGGAGCAUCGAAACGACAUGAAGCGAGCGAUCGAAAAGAGCGAGAUCAUGCUGACGUCAGCGAUGAACCUGAUGAUGCGGGGAAUGUUUGAGGUCUGGACGAGCGAGACGCUCAUGUGCAAAGAGACAGUCAAGCUUGAAGCGAAAUGCCAGAGAAGGCGGAGUGUUCGUGUUCUUUUCGUCAGCGAUGGUCUCAACUCCAUCGACUCUCUCUCCUCCGCUCUUGCCUCCUUGGCUGGGGGAUUGCGGAGAUCAUCUCGUCAUGCGCUUCUUCGCUUCAAGGAAUGCAUUCUCAUCCAGUCGGUGGAGGAGGUCGUGGCGGCAGACGUGAUGAGAGCAGAGAUGUUGAUAUGGAGCAUGCUCGCAUGGACGCGGCGGGUGGAGGAGGAGAGGAGAGUCCAUGCCGACAUCUGCCUCAUCCAGUGCGUCAUGGCGAGGAACCUCGAGAAGCGAUGCAUGAAGCUGUGGAGCGUCAAGAAGGACAACAUCAAGCUGCUCCGCCGCGUCUUCGCUCGAUCCGCUGCCAUGUGGACGGAGAGGUCUGUUCGCAGUGGAGAGCGAUUUCUGACCGAUCAAAAGAAGUGCAGAAGAAGAAGAUUGCAAAAAGAGCUGCGUUUCUCUUCCAUCAGCUGCGUUGCUGGACGAGAUACUUCUGGCUAUGGAGCCUGA
Molecule: messenger RNA, 3447 nt
Organism: Guillardia theta CCMP2712
Lineage: Eukaryota; Cryptophyceae; Pyrenomonadales; Geminigeraceae
Exons: 18
Coding region: 1-3447 (1148 amino acids)
Source: RefSeq, a predicted model, not a curated record